Molecule: messenger RNA, 999 nt
Organism: Polychytrium aggregatum
Lineage: Eukaryota; Fungi; Chytridiomycota; Chytridiomycetes; Polychytriales
Product: AGC family protein kinase
Exons: 6
Coding region: 1-999 (332 amino acids)
Biological process (GO): regulation of cytokinesis; protein phosphorylation; mitotic spindle organization
Cellular component (GO): spindle microtubule; spindle midzone; chromosome passenger complex
Molecular function (GO): protein kinase activity; ATP binding
Source: RefSeq, a predicted model, not a curated record
AUGCAACCCCAGUCGCAACCGCAGCUCCAGCCUCCCGUCCAGCCCCUCCCUCAGCCACUACCCCAGCCUGAGCAGAACGGCUCGACGUGCUGGUCUAUCGACGACUUUGAUGUGGGCAGACCUCUUGGAAAGGGCAAGUUUGGGCGGGUGUAUUUGGCUCGCGAGAAGAAGAGCGGAUACGUGGUUGCCCUCAAGAUCCUGUUCAAGACCGAGAUUCUGGAAAACAAGGUCGAGAAGCAGCUGCGUCGCGAGAUCGAGAUCCAGUCCCAUUUACGACAUUACAACAUUCUGCGUCUAUACGGCUACUUUUAUGACGCCAAGCGUGUCUAUCUCAUCUUAGAAUAUGCCGCCGGAGGAGAGCUGUACAACGAGCUGCGGAAACAGGGCCGGUUCAAUGAAGAGAAGGCCGCAAAGUAUAUUGCCCAAAUGACGAACGCGCUGGGAUACCUGCACUCCAAAAGCGUCAUCCAUCGAGACAUCAAGCCGGAAAACAUGCUGCUUGGCAUGAAUGGAGAAAUCAAGAUUGCCGACUUUGGCUGGUCGAUCCACGCGCCCAACUCGCGCCGUACCACGCUGUGCGGCACACUCGACUACUUGCCCCCCGAGAUGAUCGAGGCUCGCGACCAUGAUGCUGGAGUGGAUCUGUGGGCCCUUGGUGUGCUCUGCUACGAGUUCAUCACUGGGUCGGCGCCUUUUGAAGAGCCCACGGGCAGCUACAAGGCCACCUAUCGGAAGAUUGUCAAAGUCGACAUUUCUUUCCCGCCGCACGUCUCCGACGAAGCCAAGGAUCUGAUCAUGAGGCUGCUGCAAAAGGACUCGGACAAACGGCUGCCUCUCAAGGAUGUGAUUCGGCACCCAUGGAUCCUGAGAUACAACCGACCCGAGGAGCUCGGACUGAUCGGCCCAUCGUCUUCAACGCCGCACUACUGCCCGCAGUCCGUGUGGAACUCGGCCACUGCCAAGGAUGCCCAUCGGAUCCCCGAUGAAGAUGACGACUGA